Molecule: messenger RNA, 2450 nt
Organism: Uranotaenia lowii
Lineage: Eukaryota; Metazoa; Arthropoda; Insecta; Diptera; Culicidae
Product: transcriptional repressor CTCF-like
Exons: 5
Coding region: 174-2138 (654 amino acids)
Biological process (GO): regulation of transcription by RNA polymerase II
Molecular function (GO): RNA polymerase II cis-regulatory region sequence-specific DNA binding; DNA-binding transcription factor activity
Source: RefSeq, a predicted model, not a curated record
GACCGCAGCCAACUACGGAGCAGCAGUUGAAAUCGAACCUUUGCCAAGCGCCCUCCAGAAGAAAAAGUGCUAAACAGCGCUCGCCCUGUGUAUGUGAUUGGGAGCUUGAAAAUUUGUGAUUUGGAAAAUCGAACUGGACAAUCUUUGAAACUGGUCAAAGCUGACCUGCAGCCAUGGCUACUCGUGCAACCAAGGUGUCGGUUAAAAAAGAGGAAACCGAGAUCCAAACUUUUUUGGAAACAUUCAAUGAGGAAACUACCAAUGAUAAUGAUAACGAAGAAACGAAAGGCGAUGAAGAGGACGAGGAAGGAGAUGAUGAGGAGGGAUGUUACUUCGUAGAUCAAGCUGGUAAUUACUACUACCAGGCUAGUAAGGAUUCAGAACCGGUUCUUACGACGGCACCCCCGGAUGCUGAACUUGUCGAAGAAGAUGAAGCUGAAAGGCAGACUGAAGAGGACUUUAAACUAAAACCUGCUGCAACGAAAAGCGGAACAAAAAAGGCGAAACCUAGUAAUACCAAAACGAUCGAGAAGAAGGAAAAUGAGGGCGUCAGUUACGUAUUGAUCAUGCAGGAUGAUGAAAAAGAUGAUCAGGAAGAGGGAGAGGAGGACCUGGAAGAGGAUGAAAAUAUUUAUGACUUUGACGUGGGUGAACUCGAUGAGCCGAAGGCCAAAGGGUCGACCAAAGCUAAAACCCAAAGCUCUGGAGCACAAAAAUUCAUGUGUAACUAUUGUAACUACACUACAAACAAACGUUUCUUGUUGGCACGUCACAUGAAGUCCCAUUCCGAGGAUCGUCCCCACAAAUGUUCCGUUUGCGAACGGGGCUUCAAAACGGUAGCAUCGCUUCAGAACCACGUGAACACCCAUACCGGUACCAAACCACACCACUGCAAACACUGUGAAAGUAAUUUCACCACUUCCGGGGAGCUGGUCCGUCAUGUGCGCUACAGGCACACCCACGAAAAACCGCACAAGUGCCCGGAAUGCGAUUAUGCCAGCGUUGAACUUAGCAAGCUGAAGCGUCACAUUAGAUGUCACACUGGCGAGCGACCAUACCAGUGUCCACAUUGCACCUACGCAUCGCCGGAUACGUUCAAACUGAAGCGUCACUUGCGCAUACACACCGGAGAGAAGCCGUACGAGUGCGACGUCUGCCAUGCCCGGUUCACUCAGUCCAACUCGCUCAAAGCCCACAAAAUGAUUCACCAAGUCGGCGAUAAGCCCGUCUAUCACUGCGAGCUGUGCCCAACGACUUGCGGGCGCAAAACAGAUCUCCGGAUACACGUUCAGAAGUUACACACCCCCCUGGAAAAACCAAUGAAGUGUCGGCGUUGUCACAAGGUGUACCAGGAUCGGUACUCGUACAAAAUGCACACUAAAACGCACGAGGGAGAAAAAUGCUAUCGCUGUGACCUGUGUCCCUAUUCGUCGAUUUCGGCUCGGCAUCUGGAGUCGCACAUCCUGGUGCACACGGAUCAGAAACCGUUCCAGUGUGAGAUGUGCGAACAGUCGUUCCGGCAGAAACAAUUACUGAGACGACAUCUCAAUCUGUAUCACAAUCCCGAUUACGUGGUUCCAACGCCAAAAGCUAAGACGCAUAAAUGCCCCAGCUGCCCGAGGGCUUUCCGCCACAAGGGCAAUCUAAUCCGACAUAUGGCAAUGCACGAUCCGGAUUCGACCGUGCGAGAAGAGCAGAUAGCCCUGAAGGAAGGUCGCCAGAAGAAGCUCAACAUUAGCUUCGGUGGAAUUUCAGAAGAGGAAGAAGAGGAGGAGGAGGAGGAGGAAGAGGGCGAUGAAGAUCAGGAAAUUAUGACUGUCGAGGGUGAAGAUGGUCAGUAUGUUGUGCUGGAAGUUAUUCAGCUGCAGGAUGAAGAGGACAAAAAACCAAAAAUUAAGAAAGAUGCAGAUUCGAAUGAUGAGGAGGAAAUUGAUAAUAAAGAUUCCAUUCUCAAUGAACAAGAGAUAGAUUUAGGCGAAACGGCUGAAGGAGAAUUUAUUUUAAACGAAGAGCUGGCAGAAAGCAUGCUUAUCUCCACGUUGGAGCCACCUAAUAAAAAGCGACGAUUCAACAGCACUGUCGUAGCCCGUGCCGGCAAAGAUAUGGACAACUGUUUCGGAUUCGAUGAUGAUGAAUAAUUCAUCUUUCAAGGAACUGUUCCAUACCUUGUCCUCAACAGAGCAUUAAUCAAUCGUAUAAGAAUAAACAAGAAGGUAGAAGUACCUUAACCGGAUCGGAUCCUAACUUAGUUGAGUUUUUUCUUCUGCGAAAAAGCUAACAAAAAGAAUGUUUGUAUCACAGAACUUUCAACUUACUUAAGUUAAUUUCAAAAGCUUGCUAGUCUGUAGUUUCAUUAGAAGUAAUCGAUUAAUAAGGUAUGAUUUUGUAAAAAUUUCUGUAUCAUUUUUAAAGUUCCAAUAAACGUUUCAAAUAUUUUAGAAUAUUCAAAA